AGCGGCUUGUUGGGCGAGAGGCCUGACAAUAAUCUUGGACUUGAAAGAUGGAGAUGACAUAUCCUUUCCAUUUUCCGACCUGGCAGGGUAUUUGUCGUCCAACAAUGCAACCGCAUCAUUAGAAGUUUCCAUGCCCCUGAAACCUGAACUCUUGCUGUGAGCAACCUAGAAAGCCGUGACCCUCCUUUCACCUUACUGUCUUGCACGUCCUUUCUUGUUCCACGUACGCACUCCGGUCCGCGUCCAAGUCCAAUCCAUAUAUGCACGCACACGGCCACGCAGGGCAGCUCUCUCUCCGUUCCGUUCCGUUCCGUCCCCUCCACCCCGCACCUGCAGCCGCGGGAUGACCGGCGGCGGCCGCGGCGCGUGCGCGGUGUGCAAGCACCAGCGGCGCAAGUGCGAGCCCAACUGCGAGCUGGCCGCCUACUUCCCGGCGCACAGGAUGAACGACUUCCGCGCGCUGCACCUCGUCUUCGGGGUGGCCAACCUCACCAAGCUCAUCAAGGCCAACGCCAGCGAGGCCGGCCGGCGCCGCGCCGCCGAGACGCUCACCUGGGAGGCCCGCUGGAGGGAGUGCGACCCCUCGGACGGGUGCUACCGCGAGGUGGCCUGCCUGCGCCGCGACAACGCCGUGCUGCGCGCCGAGAACGCCGCGCUGCGGCGGCAGCUGGCCGAGCAGCAGCUGCUCUGGUCCAGCGCCUGCAGCACUGGCGGCAGCGCGCUUCUGGCCGAGCAGCAGCUGCUGCCGCCGUGUGGGGGCAAUAAUAAUGGGCUUCUGACGGCGAGUAGCAGAGCUCAUCAUGCACCGGCAGCAGCUCUGGCGGCAACGCACACCGCGCUGGCCUGCUACCGUGGCAGCAUGCCGGUGUGUACUAUUACUAUGACAGCGGACGACGGCAGCGGCAGGAGGCCGGCGUCGGAUGCUGCCGCCAUCGCCGGGAGAGGGAGUGGUGCUCAGGUCGACGCUUCUAGGGAUAACAAGAGCAGCGCCUGCAGGUGAUGCUAGCUGGCCGGCUAUACUGCUAAUUAACAACUGCAAAGAAAGGAAGAUACCCAUACCCUACCGUCGUCCUAAAGUGUAGAUUUUUGGUUACUCGUGUACUGAUGACAGCAAGGGCAAGGCGGCUCAAUAUAUAGAAAUAUAUCAACGAGAGCUAGACUACUUCUAUAUGUAUAUUGGUUGCUACUUCAGUUAUAUGAUCCUAGAAAUUACAUGAACCACAAGACCAUCAAAGAUCGAUCGAGUAUUCGAGCAGCAUAUGACGACCCAGCCCCUCAGCAAGUUUUUUUUUUCAUCCAGCAUCACUCAGCGGCUGCUAUAUACAGUGCUUCCUGGCAGCUUACCAGCUGGGUUGUUGUGUCAUUUCACGAACCAGAUAGCUCGCAUAGGGAAGAAGGGAUGAAUAUAAAACUUGUCUUUCAUCUAGAAUCAGAGAUCCAAUAUAUACACUUGUAGGCCUUGGUAUUCCAUCCUCGUAAACAUGGUCCUACUC
Molecule: messenger RNA, 1493 nt
Organism: Zea mays
Lineage: Eukaryota; Viridiplantae; Streptophyta; Magnoliopsida; Poales; Poaceae
Exons: 2
Coding region: 344-1000 (218 amino acids)
Source: RefSeq, a predicted model, not a curated record